AUGGCGUUUGCUGAACUCCUGGACCAAGUGGGCAGCCUGGGCAGGUUCCAGGUUCUGCAGAUGGUGGCCCUGGUGGCCCCCAUCAUGUGGCUUACCACACACAACCUGCUAGAGAACUUCUCGGGUGCUGUGCCUAGCCACCGCUGCUGGGUGUCCCUCCUGGACAACAGCACAGGCCAGGCCAGCACCCCCGGGACCCUGAGCCCCGAGGCGCUGCUGACCGUCUCCGUCCCACCCGGCCCUCAACAGAGGCCUCACCGGUGCCGCCGCUUCCGCCACCCACAGUGGCAGCUCCUAGACACCAACGCCACAGCGGCCAACUGGAGCGAGGCCACCACGGAGCCGUGCGUGGACGGCUGGGUUUACGACCACAGCACCUUCACCUCCACCAUCGUGACCCAGUGGGACCUGGUGUGUGACUCUCAGGGCCUGAAGCCAAUGGCCCAGUCCAUCUUCCUGGCUGGGGUCCUGGUGGGAGCCGCCAUAUGUGGCCACAUCUCUGACAGGUUCGGGCGCAGGCUGGUGCUGACCUGGAGCUACCUUCAGAUAGCCACGGCGGGCACCACGGCUGCCUUCGCCCCCACCUUCCCUGUGUACUGCGUGCUCCGCUUCCUGGUGGCUUUUGCCAUAGCUGCUGUCAUUAUGAACACGGCCACUCUCCUGAUGGAGUGGACAUCGACACCGGCCCGGCCCUUGGUGAUGACCUUGAACGCCCUGGGCUUCAGCUUCGGCCAAGUCCUGUUGGCUGCUAUGGCCUACGGUGUGCGCGACUGGUCCAUGCUGCAGCUCGCUGUCUCGGCCCCGUUCUUUCUCAGCUUCCUGUAUUCUUGGUGGCUGGCAGAGUCGGCGAGAUGGCUCCUCAUCACGGGCAGAAUGACCCAGGGCCUGCAAGAGCUGCAGAAGGUAGCCAGCAUUAACGGAAAGAAGGCAGCCGGGGAGGCACUGACCAUGGAGGUCUUGCUCUCAGCCAUGCAGGAGGAGCUGAGUGUGGGCCAGGCUCGGGUUAGCAUGAGUGCCCUACUCUGCACACCUGGACUGUGCCACCGGACCUGCGUCUCCACAUUGUGCUGGUUUGCUUUCGGCUUCACCUUCUAUGGCCUGGCCCUGAACCUGCAAGCCCUAGGCAGCAAUAUCUUUCUGCUGCAGUUCCUCAUUGGGGUGGUGGACAUCCCAGCCAAGAUAGGCACCCUGAUGGCUCUGAGAUAUCUGGGCCGACGCCCUACGCUGGCUGGGUCUCUGCUGCUGGCCGGGCUCUGCAUCCUGGCCAACAUGCUGGUGCCCCAUGAGAUGGAGGCCCUGCGCUCGACCUUGGCCGUGCUGGGCCUCGGCGGGGUGGGGGCUGCCUUCACCUGCAAAAACACCUACAGUGGUGAGCUCUUCCCCACGGUGCUCAGGAUGACUGCAGUGGGCCUGGGCCAGAUGAUGGCCCGUGCGGGCGCCAUCCUGGGGCCCCUGGUGCGGCUGUUGGGGGUGCACAGAUCCUGGCUGCCCCUGCUGGUUUACGGCAUGGUCCCGGUGCUGGCCGGCCUGGCUGCUCUACUGCUACCUGAGACGCAGAACCUGCCCCUGCCCGACACUCUCCAGGACGUGCAGAGACAGGCAGUGAAGAGAGCAGCCCACGGUACACAGAGUCACUCUGUCCUGAAGUCCACACAGUUUUAG
Molecule: messenger RNA, 1662 nt
Organism: Orycteropus afer afer
Lineage: Eukaryota; Metazoa; Chordata; Mammalia; Tubulidentata; Orycteropodidae
Product: solute carrier family 22 member 12
Exons: 10
Coding region: 1-1662 (553 amino acids)
Biological process (GO): transmembrane transport
Cellular component (GO): membrane
Molecular function (GO): transmembrane transporter activity
Source: RefSeq, a predicted model, not a curated record